AUGUCGGACCGAGGCUCACCGUCGCCGCGCCACAGCCGCAGCCGCUCGCCAUCUCCGAGAGCCGACGACAAUGAAGACAAGAAGAGUCCGCGCGUGUCUGAUAGCGAGGACCGCGAGGCGUCGCGUCACAGUCGCAGUCGUUCGCCCGCCCCCAAGGCGCCUGCUGCCCCUGUGGACGUUGCAAACCCAGGCAACAAUCUGUAUGUGGCCAACCUGGCCACCCGAGUGGGACAACAGGAUCUGCAGGAUCUUUUCUCCAAGUUUGGGCGUGUGGAAAAGUGCGAGGUGAUCGUGGAUCCUGUCACGAAAGAGUCGAGGGGCUUCGGCUUCGUGACGUUUGAGGACGUUCGUGACGCGGAGGAUGCAGUCAAGGAGCUGAACAACCAAGAGGUCCAGGGGCGGAAAAUGAGAGUGGAACACGCCAAACGGAAGCGUGGCCACGAGAAGACCCCCGGACAGUACCUUGGACCGAGACUCGCCAGCGCAAAGUACGGCAGCGGUCGUGACCGUUUCAGCAGAGAUCGCAGUCGGGACCGAGGACGGCAGAGUCGCAGCCGAGACCGUGGUGGGUACUCGCGUCGCUCUGAUGACAGGCGUUACGAUGACCGUGACAGAGGACGCGGUCGCUACGAUGACCGCGAUCGCGGGCGCGGGGGCCAUGACGACCGACGACGCCGUUAG
Molecule: messenger RNA, 681 nt
Organism: Phytophthora infestans T30-4
Lineage: Eukaryota; Oomycota; Peronosporomycetes; Peronosporales; Peronosporaceae
Exons: 4
Coding region: 1-681 (226 amino acids)
Biological process (GO): positive regulation of mRNA splicing, via spliceosome
Cellular component (GO): spliceosomal complex
Molecular function (GO): RNA binding
Source: RefSeq, a predicted model, not a curated record